CGGGUUUGCUGGACGAGUGACUGAGCGAGCGUUAAACACGGUAAACGGUGAACGAGACACGAGUCCGAUGCGUCCCCGUUUGACCUGCACGCGAUAUACGCUACAUGUUGGGUAAAGGCCUGAAGCGGAAGCUGGAGCAGGAGGAAGAGAAUGGCGUGAUGAAGAUGAGCUGCCCUCAGGAGGCGUCACCCGCCUGCUACUGGCUCCAGCGGCAGACCGUGCUCAACCUCUCGCUGCUGAAGCUGCACAGCCGUCCGGGACACUCGGAGCCGGGCCUGGCCCGCAGGGUGCUCAUCACCAACACACUCCGGCGCAUCCAGGACAUCCCUGCACCCCAGUCCUUCCCCAACGGGGUCCAGUCCCAUAGUGAGGGCAGUUUGACGCCUGUGUCGCGGUUGGAGGAGGACAGACAUCUGUUUCUCUGUCUGUCUCCAUCCAUUUCCAAACAGCAGCCCCCAUCAUCCUCCGUUAUUAAAGACAGCUUCACCUCAGCACUGGCUGAAAUUGAAGAUCUGUGCCCGACUGUGGGAAUAACUACUUUAUUUUCUACGGAGACGGGCCGCUCGCUCGCAUCAGACCUAAAUUCAGUUGAAUCCAGGCAUACAGACCCAGAUCUUUCUGAAAUGAACAGCGGUAUGGACUCAGCAUCAUCUCUCUCGGACUCCGCCCAGUCAGUGUUUGGCCACACCCCCUCACUCCUCGCCGAUUUCUCAUUGGACGAUUUCCUGUUCACGGAAAUAGACAGCUUGCUGUUCGAUAACGUCCCCUGCGGUUCGUCCCUGAGCGGGAGCUCGGGUGCGUCAAAAGUCGUUUCCAUGGUAACGGAUGACCUCGUCAUGACGCUCGCUGGUUACGGUAACGGCGGGACGAGCCAAUCGGCGCUUCCAUCUAAUCAGACUUUCAAACUGGAUCUGAACGAACUGGAUCACAUCAUGGAGGUUUUGGUUGGGUCGUAAUUUGAUGAGCAAAACGUUUGAAUUUGUACUGAAUAUUAAGGUAAAUUUUUA
This is a messenger RNA of Sinocyclocheilus rhinocerous, 1007 nucleotides long. RefSeq names its product SERTA domain containing 2a (gene sertad2a). Gene Ontology annotation, cellular component: nucleus. The record is from RefSeq and is a predicted model, not a curated record. The coding region runs from base 105 to 956 and encodes 283 amino acids. The transcript is spliced from 2 exons. Gene Ontology annotation, molecular function: transcription regulator activity. Lineage: Eukaryota; Metazoa; Chordata; Actinopteri; Cypriniformes; Cyprinidae.